UUUGCUCCCACUUGACCAGGCAGACGUCGCCAUCAUGCUGCAUCGCGCCAGUCGUUCCAUCCGAUUGCCCGCGUGGGCGGCGCUGUCUGCCCACACCCGCUGUUUGAGUGGAUACACGUCAAAUCAAGUUGGUGUGAAGGGCACGAUCGACAGUCGCCUCGUGUUCGUGAAUGCGUCGAGCGGUGCUGCAGUGUCUCCGUGGCACGACAUUCCAUUGCGUCCAGUGGGGGAAAAAAGCUCCUAUGUGUUCCAUUUCGUAAACGAGAUCCCCAAAGGGACCCGUGCCAAGAUGGAGAUUGCCGGGGAAGAAGCACGGAAUCCCAUCAAGCAAGACGUAAAGAACGGCAACUUGCGGUUUUACCAUUUUGACUCGCUCGUCAACUACGGGUGCAUUCCGCAGACGUGGGAAGACCCGCGCCACAUUGAUCCGGCUACUCAACAUGGAGGAGACAACGACCCGAUCGACGUUUGCGAGAUUGGGUCGCGGGUGGCGGCGGUGGGCGACGUCUAUCCAGUCAAAGUGCUAGGUGUGCUGGGCAUGAUCGACGACGGGGAAACGGACUGGAAGGUCAUCGCCAUCGCCACCGACGAUCCGCUAGCAAACAAGCUGCAUGGUAUGGUCAACAUAUUGGCUUUUUUAGUAAGGCCAAUAGUAUCACCACGAAAAAUUAACAAAUAUGCGUUCAUUUUGGACUAUUUGGCUGACUUUUUAGAUUUGGACGACCUGCAUGCGCAUGCCCCGGACACGGUCGCAACCAUUCGCAACUGGUUUCGCGACUAUAAAAUCCCCGACGGCAAGCCGCCCAGCGCGUUUGCUUUUGACGGACGUGCGCAAUCCCGCGACUUUGCCGUGGAUGUGAUCGAGCAAACCCAUGCGUCCUGGAAGCAACUGGUGCACGUGAACAACCAGACCAAGCUCUGGACCAAGUAAAUGCAAGUGCAACUAGCACGUCACCACCUUGCACUGCAGCCGUUACUUGUUGCUACUAUUAUAAUAGUAAUAGUACUACUACUGUACUAACGUUACUAUAAUAGUAGUACUAUUGUGCUUUGCACCUUUUUUGGCAA
Molecule: messenger RNA, 1068 nt
Organism: Aphanomyces astaci
Lineage: Eukaryota; Oomycota; Saprolegniomycetes; Saprolegniales; Verrucalvaceae
Exons: 6
Coding region: 35-931 (298 amino acids)
Biological process (GO): phosphate-containing compound metabolic process
Cellular component (GO): cytoplasm
Molecular function (GO): inorganic diphosphate phosphatase activity; magnesium ion binding
Source: RefSeq, a predicted model, not a curated record